GAACCAUGGCAGCCUCCGCGCUGCCUGCUCACGUCACGCGCUUCGAGUCCGUGCCACGGCUUGCAAGCUGGAAUGCCGCCACGCGUGUGGAAAACAUAUCGAGAGUGUCCACGUGGCAGGAUGACCUGGACCGCCUGCCGCCCCUUAACUCCACCAAUCGCCGUCGACUCGCUGCGUGCGACUACACGGUGGGGCGGUGGGUGUACGACGCGCGGCGCCGGUCGUACAGCAGCAAGUGCGCGUGGAUCCGCUCGGCCUUCAACUGCGAGCGGAACGGCCGGCGCGACACGGGGUACACCAAGUACGCGUGGAAGCCCAGCGCGUGCACCAUCCGACGCUUCGACCGCGCCUACUUCAAAGCCCUGCUCCGCAACAAGGUGGUGGCGUUCGUGGGCGACUCGUUUUCGCGCAACGUGCAGCAGGCCAUCGCGUGCGAGCUGGGCGUGGACGACCACGUGGAGCCGUGGUCGGGGUGGCUGGGCGGCACGCUUGUGUCGGGGCUGGCCGUGCCGCGCUACAACCUGAAGCUGGUGGCCGUGGUGGCGCCGUACCUGGUGCGCUACAGCAACCAGGACUGGGCGUUCAGGCAGUACGGGCUGCGGCCGGGCGACGGCAGCCGCUACGUGGUGUGGCUGGACGACAUGGACGAGCAGUGGGCGGCCGUGCUGCAGCACGUGGACCUCGCUGUCUUCAUGUCGGGCCACUGGUUCCUGGACAAGCAGGGCGCCGAGGCCGUGCGCUCCACCGUGUAUGUGGCCAACAACCGGGUGGUGCGGUUGAGCGGCAUGAGCGCGUACCGCGCCGCCAUCCGCAGUGUGAAGCGGUUCGUGACCGUGGAGCAGAGGUACCGUGGCGUGCCCAUGUGGCUCACCUACUCCCCCUCCCACUACUCGAGAGACGUCUGGGCCGACAUAUUCCAGUCAGUUCUCAAAACGCAAUUGAGACGACACAAGAAGUAA
Closterium sp. Naga37s-1 is the source of this 959-nucleotide messenger RNA. The record is from the annotation of a GenBank genome assembly. NCBI's taxonomy places the organism in Eukaryota, Viridiplantae, Streptophyta, Zygnematophyceae, Desmidiales, Closteriaceae.